AACUAUCGAUAACUCCACACUUCUGUCCCGGUGUCCAAAAUCGAUAAGUGAUUGGCUUUUCUCGGUGGUUAGGAAUUGGUGGGUCCGGUACUGUGCCCACUAAAGGGGUUCGUCAUGGCCUUGAAAAGGAGACAGGCGACAUCCCCCUCUAGCAGUAUUGCUGUGUGUCAUGAGUUGUAUAACACCAUCAGAGACUACAAGGAUGACCAGGGCAGGAUGUUGUGUGAGCUGUUCAUCAGAGCCCCCAAACGAAGGAACCAACCAGACUACUACCACGUGGUGUCUCAGCCUAUUGACAUGAUGAAGAUCCAGCAGAAACUAAAGAUGGAGGAGUAUGAUGAUGUCGAACAGCUAACCAGUGACUUUCAGCUUUUGUUCAACAAUGCAAAAACGUAUUAUAAGUCAGACAGCCCUGAAUACAAGGCCGCCUGUAAGCUGUGGGACCUCUACCUGCGAACCAAGAAUGAGUUUUUGCAGCGGGGGGACUAUGAUGAAGAGGAAGAAGAAGGAUAUGAUGCUCCAGAUAACCCCGGAGGCUCCACAGAAGAUGAGAGUACACCUACCUGUUUGAAAGAGGUCCUGGAGCAGCUCCUGGAUGCUGUGGUGUCUUAUACUGAACCUACUGGGCGCCUGGUCAGCGAGCUGUUCCAGAAGCUUCCCUCCAAAAUGCAAUAUCCAGAUUAUUAUGCCAUCAUAAAGGAGCCAAUAGAUCUGAAAAUCAUUGCGCAGAAGAUCCAGCUUGGCCACUACAAGAGCGUCAGUGCCAUGGCUAAAGACAUAGACUUGCUGGUGAAGAAUGCAAAAACUUACAAUGAGCCUGGGUCUCAGGUUUUUAAGGAUGCCAACACUAUUAAAAAGGUUUUUGCCCAAAAGAAGUCUGAGAUGGAGCAUGGGGAACCAAUCAAAUCCAGCAUUCGGAUCAGGAAUAGAAGGUCCGUCCAAGGAGACCGUCUCUCAGCUAUCACUAUGGCUCUUCAGUAUGAAAGCGACGAGGAGGGCAUACUGUCCGCGUCUGUCCACUACGACGAAGGGGAAUCUGAGGCAGAGAGUAUGACGUCCAACAUGGACAUGACUAAUCCCAUCUUCCAGCUGUAUGAAGCUGUGCGAGGUGCCAGGAAUAACCAGGGCCAGCUGAUUUCUGAGCCUUUCCUGCAGCUUCCGUCCAAGAAAGACUACCCUGACUACUACCACCAGAUCAGUCAGCCCAUCUGCCUGCAUCAGAUCAAGAGCAAGAUGAAGAACAACGAGUAUGAGAGCGUGGAGCACGUCGACUCAGACCUGACGCUGAUGUUAGAAAACGCCAAACGCUAUAAUGUCCCCCACUCCUCCAUCUACAAGCGUGCACUCAAACUUCAGCACAUUCAGCAGAUGAAGAGAAAGGAGCUUUUACAGCGAGACGAUGACGAUGGUGACAGCAUGCUGUCCUCUGCCACGUCUGAUACCAGUAGCACAAAAAGAAAAAGCCACAAGAAGAACACAAAGAAGAAUCGGAUGAAAGCGCUCUUAGCCUCGGUGACGGAGGCCCGUGAAGCUGGCACCGGCCGUCGACUAUGUGACCUUUUCAUGGUGAAGCCGUCGAAGAAGGAUUACCCCGAUUACUACAAGGUGAUCUUGGAACCUAUGGACCUCAAGACCAUUGAGUACAACAUCCGGUCAGACAAGUACAUGACGGAAGAUUCAAUGGUGGAGGAUAUGAAGCUUAUGUUCCGCAACGCUCGGCAUUACAAUGAAGAAGGCUCCCAGGUUUACAAUGAUGCAGACAUCCUUGAGAAGAUCAUGAAUGACAGACGCAGAGAUCUGGGCCCAGCAACAGAUGACGAUGACCUAAUGUCCCCGAAGCUAAAAAUAAGAAAGAACAGCAUGACUCUGAAGAAGUCUAAGUACCUAACUCCAUUACAGCAGAAACUCAACGAGCUUUAUGAAGCCGUGAAGAACUACACGGAUAAGCGGGGCCGUCGCCUCAGCACGAUUUUCCUGCGACUUCCUUCUCGUGCUGAGCUACCUGAUUAUUACAUCGCCAUCAAGAAACCUAUUGACAUGGAGAAGAUCAAGAGCCACAUGCUGGCGAAUAAAUACCAGGAUGUAGACGCGCUGGUGGAAGACUUGGUGCUGAUGUUCAACAACGCCUGCACCUAUAACGAGCCCGAGUCUCUGAUUUACCGCGAUGCUCUGCUGCUACACCGGGUUCUUUUAGAAACGAGGCGUGACCUGGAAGGGGGGGAGGAUGCCAAUGUGCCCGACGUGGCCCGCCUCAUCCAGGAACUGAUCCGCAGUCUCUUCGUCUCUGUGCUCGGUCACCAAGACGACGAGGGCCGUUGCUACAGCGAUUCCCUCGCCGAGAUCCCCGCCGUCGAUCCUGGGAACCCCGAGAAGCCAGCACUCAACUUUGACAUCAUCAGGAAAAAUGUGGACCGGGGGCGUUACAAGAGGUUAGAUGUGUUUCAGGACCACAUGUAUGAAGUUCUGGAAAAGGCCCGGCGGCUAAAUAGGACAGACUCUGAGAUCUUUGAAGAUGCAGUGGAGCUGCAGCAGUUCUUCAUCCGGAUCAGGGAUGAGCUGUGCAAGAACGGAGAGAUCCUGAUGUCGCCUGCCCUGAGCUACACCUCAAAACAUCUGCACAGUGAUGUGGAAAAGGAGAAGAAAGAAAAGCUUCCCAAGGAGCUUGAGGAGGACAAGAUCAAGAGAGAAGAGGAGAAACGGGAGGCUGAGAGGAGGGAAGACCCCGUUGGAGGCUCGUGGCAGCUUAAGCGGACGUACAGUCAGGACUGCAGCUUCAAGGAUAGCAUGUACCACGUGGGGGAUUAUGUGUAUGUGGAACCCGCAGAGCCAAACCUCCAGCCACACAUAAUUUACAUUGAACGCCUCUGGCAAGAUGACACCGGGGAGAAGUGGCUCUAUGGCUGCUGGUUCUACAGACCAAACGAAACGUUUCAUCUGGCUACCAGAAAAUUUUUGGAGAAGGAAGUUUUUAAGAGCGACUAUUACAACAAAGCUCCUCUCAGCAAGAUUCUGGGCAAAUGUGUGGUCAUGUUCGUGAAGGAGUACUUCAAGCUUUACCCAGAAGGAUUCAGGGCAGAGGAUGUCUAUGUCUGUGAGUCUCGCUACUCUGCCAAGUCAAAGUCCUUCAAGAAGAUCAAGUUGUGGGCCAUGCCCCUGAGCUCGGUUCGGUUUGUUCCCAGAGAGGUGCCCCUCCCUGUAGUACGUGUGGCUUCCAUGUUUGUCACCAAACAAGAAGAAAAGCCUGCCGAGAUUAUAGACGAAAGCAAAAUGUCAGAUGGCAUUAUAGAAAAGGAGAGAGAGGAUGUCCCAUUUGAGAUGACCAAUGGGGAGCCCGGGUGUCAGUACUAUGACCAGCUCUGUUACAACAACCUGUGGCUGAAAGUGGGAGACUGUGUUUACAUUGGUUCUCAUGGACUGGUGCGCCACCGAGUGGGCAGAAUUGAGAAAAUGUGGAUGAGAGAUGGGGCAGGCUAUUUCUUUGGCCCCAUCUUUAUCCAUCCUGAGGAAACAGAGCAUGAACCCACAAAGAUGUUCUAUAAGAAGGAAGUGUUCCUUAGCAACCUGGAGGAGUCUUGUCCCAUGACUUGCAUCAUAGGUAAAUGCGUUGUGGCAUCUUUCAAAGAAUACUUGUCAUGUCGGCCCACUGAAGUGCCCGAAGAGAACGUUCUUCUCUGUGAGAGUCGCUACAUUGAGAGUGAAAAGCAGAUGAAGAAGUUCAAGGGUCUAAAACGUUUUUCUCUCUCUGGAAAGGUGGUGGAGGAUGAAAUCUACUAUUACAGGAAGCUCAUUGUUCCCCAGAAAGAACCGUCCCCUCUGUUAGACAGGAAAAUUGAGGAACUGGAAGCUAAGUUUGCUGACAUGACAGAUGAAGAAUUAGAGGACCUUGGGGAUGAUGAUGGUGACCUGGGGGACCAGUCUCUCCCUCAUUUGCAGUCCUCUAUGUCCAGCGACAUGGAUAUCAUGCCUUACACCCCUCCACAGUCAACUCCUAAAUCCAUAAAGGGGCUCUCAAAGAAGGAGGGUUCAAAACGGAAGAUCAACAUGAGCGGCUACAUCCUUUUCAGCAGCGAGAUGCGAGCGGUCAUCAAAGCCCAGCACCCAGACUUCUCCUUUGGGGAGUUGAGCCGUCUAGUUGGCACAGAGUGGAGGAACCUGGAAAGUUCAAGGAAAGCAGACUAUGAGGAGCGAGCAGCUAAAGUAGCGGAGCAGCAGGAGCGUGAGAGGGCCCAGCAUCAGACGUCCCCUAGAGCAGGUACCCCUGUAGGGGCACUGAUGGGGGUGGUGCCUCCCCCAACCCCCAUGGGCAUGCUAAAUCCCAGCAUGACGCCUGUGUCAGAAUGCAUGAUGCGUGCAUAUAGGUCAGCUAUGAUGCCCCCGCAGGGCCAUGUUGAACGCAUGGUUAGUUUGACUGGCAUACCACAGCAUCACAUGGGGUUGCCUGUCUUUCCCCAUCAUCUCCUGCCUGUUAUACCUGGGUUCCUUGGAAUGCCACCCUUUGGUGUCAAUGGCAUGGCUGGUGGAACAUCAGGAAGUAUUCACGGAUCCCAGAUGGGUUUGAUGGGCCAGGGGCAGCAAGCUCCUCCUCCAUACCCAGGUCAAGGCCAGAUGGGAGAACCCGCACUCCAGCAGCCCUCCACACCGAUGUUUGUGUCCCCACCAGCCAAAUCUCAGCGUCUCCUCCACUCUGAGGCAUACCUCAGAUACAUCGAAGGACUUACUGCAGAAUCUUCCGCCGUCAGCAAGUGGGAUCAAGCUCUCACAGUCAAGAGACAAGAUGUGCGUCUCACAAAAGAGCAAGAAAGUAGACUACCAUCCCAUUGGUUGAAGAGUAAGGGGGCCCACAAGACCAUGGCUGAUGCUCUUUGGCGGCUCCGUGACCUGAUGCUGCGAGAUACCCUGAACAUCCGCCAGAUGCACAACCUACGUUUGAAAACUGGCACAACGAGCACGUAUGUGCGGACUGUAGCGGAUCCUCAUCCCAUCCUAGGUGAAAAAUACUGUAACGUGGCAAGCAUGGAACUCAAUGAUGCCAAUCUCCAAACUCUGACAGAAUUCCUGAGGAAAACACUGGACCCAGACCCAACAGUCAGGCGUCCAGCUGAGAAGUUUCUUGAAUCGGUGGAGGGAAAUCAGAACUACCCAUUGUUACUCCUCACGCUGCUUGAGAAAUCCCAAGACAACGUGAUUCGUGUCUGUGCUGCGGUUACCUUCAAAAACUACAUCAAAAGAAACUGGAGAAUUAUUGAAGAUGAACCAAACAAAAUCUCUGACGCCGACCGAACGGCCGUCAAAGCCAACAUUGUGAAUUUGAUGCUGAGCAGCCCAGAACAGAUUCAGAAACAGUUGAGUGACGCCAUCAGCAUCAUAGGCAGAGAAGACUUCCCUCAAAAAUGGCCAGACCUUCUUACGGAAAUGGUGACCCGCUUCAGAAGCGGGGACUUCCACAUCAUCAACGGAGUGCUUCGGACAGCGCACUCCCUCUUUAAGAGGUACCGCCAUGAGUUCAAGUCCAAUGAGCUUUGGACGGAGAUCAAACUUGUGCUGGACACUUUUGCCCUCCCCCUGACUGAGCUGUUCAAGGCCACUAUUGAGUUGUGUCAGACUCACGCUAAUGACGUCAAUGCCUUGAAGGUCCUCUUCUCGUCCCUCACGCUCAUCUCCAAGCUUUUCUACAGUCUUAAUUUUCAGGACCUCCCAGAGUUUUUUGAGGACAACAUGGAAACGUGGAUGACCAAUUUUCACGGUUUACUGACUUUGGAUAAUAAGCUUUUACAGACAGAUGAUGAGGAGGAGGCAGGUCUUCUGGAACUGCUGAAGUCUCAGAUAUGUGACAAUGCUGCUCUAUAUGCUCAGAAGUACGAUGAGGAAUUUCAGCCCUACCUGCCCCGCUUUGUGACCGCCAUCUGGAACCUUUUAGUCUCGACCGGUCAGGAAGUCAAAUACGACUUGCUUGUAAGCAAUGCUAUCCAGUUUUUGGCUUCAGUCUGUGAAAGACCACACUACAAGCACCUGUUUGAGGACCAAAACACACUCACAAGCAUUUGUGAGAAGGUCAUUGUGCCCAACAUGGAGUUCCGAAGUGCAGAUGAGGAGGCCUUUGAAGACAACUCGGAGGAAUACAUCAGAAGAGAUCUUGAAGGAUCCGACAUCGACACUCGCCGUAGAGCCGCGUGCGACCUGGUGAGAGGCCUCUGUAAAUUUUUCGAGGGGCCCGUCACAGCGAUCUUCUCUGGCUAUGUGAACUCGAUGCUGGGCGAGUACGCCAAGAGCCCCAGAGACAACUGGAAGCACAAGGACGCCGCCAUCUACCUGGUCACAUCUCUGGCGUCUAAAGCUCAAACGCAGAAGCAUGGUAUAACACAAGCCAAUGAGCUGGUGAACCUGACAGAAUUCUUUGUGAACCACAUUCUCCCAGACUUAAAGUCCCCCAAUGUAAAUGAGUUCCCAGUCUUGAAGGCAGAUGCAAUCAAAUAUGUGAUGAUCUUUAGAAGUCAGCUUCCCAAAGAGCAGCUGCUGCAGGCAGUUCCUCUUCUGAUAUCUCACCUGCAGGCAGAGAGCACUGUGGAGCACACGUAUGCUGCCCAUGCUUUGGAGAGGCUGUUCACUAUGAGAGGCCCCAACAAUGCAACACUGAUCACAUCUGCUGAGAUGGCGCCUUUCACCGAACAGCUGCUCAACAACCUGUUUAAAGCGCUCGCUCUUCCUGGCUCUGCGGAAAAUGAGUACAUCAUGAAAGCCAUCAUGCGCAGCUUCUCCCUGCUGCAGGAGGCCAUUGUUCCCUACAUUCCCACUCUGAUUGGUCAGCUCACUCAUAAGCUCCUAUUGGUCAGCAAGAAUCCCAGCAAGCCUCACUUUAAUCACUACCUGUUCGAGUCCCUGUGCCUGUCGGUGAGGAUCACCUGCAAGGCCAACCCCAACACCGUCAGCAGCUUUGAGGAGGCGCUCUUUCCCGUCUUCACAGAGAUCCUCCAGAACGAUGUCCAGGAGUUUCUUCCGUAUGUGUUCCAGGUGAUGUCCCUCCUCCUGGAGAUUCACUCCAACAAUAUACCCGCUUCCUACAUGGCUCUAUUCCCCCACCUGCUCCAGCCCGUUCUCUGGGAACGCACAGGGAACAUCCCCCCUCUUGUGCGCCUCCUUCAGGCUUACCUCGAGAAGGGAGGCGCCUCGAUUGCAGGUUCUGCUGCAGAUAAAAUACCUGGCUUGCUUGGAGUGUUCCAAAAGCUUAUUGCUUCCAAAGCCAAUGACCACCAAGGCUUUUACCUUCUCAACAGCAUCAUAGAGCACAUGCCCCCGGAAUCUAUAACCCAGUACAGGAAACAGAUCUUCAUUUUGCUCUUCCAGAGGCUACAAAGCUCCAAAACCACCAAGUUUAUCAAGAGUUUCCUGGUGUUUAUCAACUUGUAUUCUGUCAAAUAUGGAGCGAUAGCACUUCAGGAGAUUUUUGACAGCAUCCAGCCAAAGAUGUUUGGUAUGGUGCUGGAGAAAAUAGUGGUCCCAGAGGUCCAGAAGGUGUCUGGACUGGUGGAGAAGAAGAUCUGCGCUGUUGGCAUUACAAAAAUCCUGACGGAGUGUCCUGCAAUGAUGGACACAGAGUACACCAAACUCUGGACCCCUCUUCUCCAGGCCCUCAUUGGCCUGUUUGAGCUGCCAGAAGACGACAGCAUCCCAGACGAUGAACAUUUCAUCGAUAUUGAAGACACACCAGGCUACCAAACGGCGUUCUCGCAGCUGGCCUUUGCCGGCAAAAAGGAGCACGACCCGAUCGGGGACGCCAUGGGCAAUCCAAAAAUCCUGCUGGCCCAGUCACUACACAAACUCUCCACCGCCUUUCCCGGACGGGUUCCUUCGAUGCUGAGCACCAGCCUGAACUCGGAGGCUCUGACCUACCUGCAGGGGUACCUGCACGCAGCCUCCGUGCAGCUGCUUUAGAGCGGAUGUGGUGGAACCGACUGAGGAGGCCACAGCAGCCUGCAGCCACAGAGCUCACCUGCUUCUGCUCAACUUCAGAUUCGACAGUCGUACGGUGGAAUUACCAGAGAAGUGAUGAAUGAAUAAUGCCUGAAUUAAGAGUGUGUUGUCUAAAGGAAGAUUUUUAAGGGUUUUUAAAGACAUAAACCAAAAGAAGGCAUAACCCUGUUACCAUUCAGUUUGAUCUUUUUUGUUUAGACCAUCAAGGAUUGAUUGUGAAGAACUUUAUUUCAGCAGCAGCUGAGGCAAAAAUAAACUUUGUGGAAUACAGAACA
Molecule: messenger RNA, 8243 nt
Organism: Menidia menidia (Atlantic silverside)
Lineage: Eukaryota; Metazoa; Chordata; Actinopteri; Atheriniformes; Atherinopsidae
Source: the annotation of a GenBank genome assembly